Menidia menidia (Atlantic silverside) is the source of this 3196-nucleotide messenger RNA. Lineage: Eukaryota; Metazoa; Chordata; Actinopteri; Atheriniformes; Atherinopsidae. The record is from the annotation of a GenBank genome assembly.
CAGAGCCAACAAUCAGGAUAUCUGCUUGCGUCAUUUUUGACGUUUUUGGGCCGCAUUUUCAAGACUUCUCAAUAUGGGAUUUUCCAAGAUUUUAUAUGCUGGACUUUGUGUGGCGCUUGCUUUUUUUUCAUCCAUCGUUCACUGUACAACUACGAGGUAUUUUACCUAUGAAGAGGAUGCACCUGGGACCGAGAUAGGCAAUUUGUCUGAAGAUUUAAAGAUUGAUCCGGCUGACGACCCGGACACAUCAUUCCGCUUCAUGCAAGAAAGUAACUCUUCCUUAAUUCACAUGAGGGAGAUUGACGGACUUCUGAGUGUUGCCUCGGAGAUUGAUCGAGAGCAACUCUGCCCCAGGUCGCCGCGUUGUUUCAUUGCAUUUGACAUCGUGGCCCACUCCAGGGAGAAGUUUCAACUUAUCCACGUGGAGAUCGAGGUGAAAGACAUCAACGACCACUCUCCUCGCUUUAUGCGCAACGAGACAAAUAUCGAGAUAGUGGAAAACGUGCCCCUGGAGUCAAGAUUUCCUCUUCAGAUUGCCCUCGACCAAGAUGUGGGUGAAAACUACAUUCAGAGCUACAACAUUUCCCCCUCCAGUCACUUCACCGUUGAGGUGCGCGACGGGGAGGAUGGGGUGAAGUUUGCGGAGCUGGUGCUGGUGAAGGAGCUGGACAGGGAGGUGGAGGACUCCUACACUAUUGAAGUCACAGCUUCUGACGGAGGGGUGCCUGCGAAGACCGGGUCAAUGACCGUAAACAUCCGCGUGCUGGACUUUAACGACAACAGCCCGAUAUUCGAGCACAGCUCUCUGAAAGUUGAGCUGUACGAGGACUCUCCGGUGGGACACCGGGUGGUCAAAGUGCACGCGUUUGACCCCGACGACGGGAUUAACGGCGAGGUGGUGUACGCCUUUGCUGACGGCUUGUCGUUUGAAGCCGCGCGCAUUUUCCACGUCGACGCUUAUUCCGGCGACGUGACGCUCAAGGCGCUCGUCGAUUUUGAGAAGAAGAGGUCCUACGAGCUGAACAUCAGAGCGUCAGACUUGGGUGAGAACUCCGUCCCGUCCUCCUGCAAAGUUGUGAUAGACAUCGUUGACGUGAACGACAACGCGCCCGAAAUCACCAUCAAGCCCAUGACGUCCAGCAGCGAUGGGGUCGCCUUCAUCACGGAAGCCGCGGCCGCGGAGAGCUUCGUGGCUCUGAUCAGCACCUCGGACAGAGACUCUGGCUCCAACGGGUACGUGCGCGUCAGCCUGCUCGGGCACGAGCAUUUCACCCUCCAGCAGGCGUACGGGGACACUUUCAUGAUUGUUACCACCGCGACUUUAGACAGAGAGAAGAUCCAUGAGUAUAACCUGACUGUGCUGGCAGAGGACCUGGGAAACCCACCUUUUAAAACUGUCAGGCACUAUACCAUAAGCGUUACAGAUGAGAAUGACAACCCCCCUCUGUUCAGCAAGUCCCUGUAUGAAGUUUCUGUCCUUGAGAAUAACAUUCCAGGUUCAUAUGUGACCACAGUUGUCGCUCGAGAUCCCGACAUGGGAAAGAAUGCCAAAGUUUCCUACAAACUCAUAGAUUCUGAGGUCCCAGGAGGAUCCCCAUUGUCAACUUAUUUUUCAGUAGAUUCACUCUCAGGGUCUCUGUACACUUUAAGGUCUUUUGAUUAUGAGACUCUUCAGCAGAUUGAACUGAUCAUCCAAGCAGAUGACAACGGCUCCCCUUCUCUUUCGAGCACAUCCACAAUCAGGAUUAGAGUUGUGGAUCAGAAUGACAACUAUCCAUACUUUACCUUCCCUGUGUUCGUCAAUCACUCUGCUGAUGUUCCUUUGCCUUACAAUUCCCCCUCUGGCUAUCUUGCCCUCCAAGUGUCAGCUGAAGAUCAGGAUGAGGGAGUGAAUGGUGAACUCUGCUACCAAAUUGUACAAGGUGACCCAAAGCUGUUUACAAUGAGCAGAGACACUGGAGAAAUUGCUUUAAAACAAUGGCUGACAGCUGAAAUUGGGGAUGUGCUGGAAAUGAAAAUAGCAGUGAGCGACAAUGGCAGGUCCCCGCUUUCCAGCACUGCCACUAUUAGGUUUGUUGUUUCUGACACAGAGCCUUCUGAAGACCAAGUCGUCAUUGUGCUGCGGUCAAGUGAUGAGGAGGGCUCCAGCUUUGAUGGCUCACUAAUUAUCAUUAUUAUGCUCAGUGGGGGCUGUGCAUUGUUGUUAAUUGCAAUAGUAGUUGUGGCUGUCACAUGCAAAGCCAGCCGUGGGGGGAGAAGCCGUGGCAGCAAGAGAGAAGUGUGCCAGGGCCUGUUUGAUGGCCGGCCCCUGCCCAUGCUCAGUUCAGCAGAACCAAACAUUUACACGGGCCAGCGAGGAUUCUUCCACGACAGGACGUCUUUGUCACUGGAUGAGUCCUGCCUGUACGAGGAGAGGAGCGGGGACUCGGAGACAAAGAUCUUCUUGCCCUCCAAGCAUUUUCAACCGACGUCGGUUUGGCAAGGCGACAGGUUCUGCCUUCAAGUGAGUGGCAUGGGCAACAACGACCAGCUGAGCGUGAAGGACAGCGGAAAAGGGGACAGUGACUUCAAUGACAGUGACUCUGAUAUCAGUGGCGACGGAGGAAAGAAGAACUUUAGUACCUUUCAGCCCAGGCUUAAAAUUUCAGGUUCUGCAAAUGGCUUAUCCGGGGAUUCCCAGGGCACUUAUUGUGCGAUACCAGCGCAGACCUUCAGAGCCUCCAGAGACAAUGCAUACACAAUGGGCUUCUCCCCCAUGCACGUCUUCAGCAAUCCCAAUGGAAAUAGGAAGGACUGUGGGUACAGCACAAAUUGGCCCAAAACGCGAAGCAACAUGCAGACUUUCUCCAGAUGUGGGACUCUUCCUUCCUACUUCCCUCAGCAGCAGCUUGAGGACAGCGCUGGGGGUGCGUCAGUCCACAAGCAGGGUCCAAAUAUUGUCACUAUGGCUACUGAAUUAGAAGUGGCAACUAUCUUUUGAGAAACCUGUUGAUUAAGUUGUUUGAGAUGUACCCAUGAGAUGUAAUUAUUUAGAACUUCCCAUUUUAUAGUUACCAGAACAGGUGUAUAUAUUUGUUUAUGUACAGAAUUAUUAUAAUUGAUUGAUCAUUCAGGGUGUUUUGUUUGAAAUUAAACUCAUCAUGUUAUAUGACACUACUGACUUGCCUGUCUUUUUCUAGUCAAAGCCUGAUGAAAA